Juglans regia (Persian walnut) is the source of this 1280-nucleotide messenger RNA. RefSeq names its product exocyst complex component EXO70A1-like. The record is from RefSeq and is a predicted model, not a curated record. The transcript has 6 exons. Gene Ontology annotation, biological process: exocytosis. Gene Ontology annotation, molecular function: phosphatidylinositol-4,5-bisphosphate binding. Lineage: Eukaryota; Viridiplantae; Streptophyta; Magnoliopsida; Fagales; Juglandaceae. The coding region runs from base 736 to 1224 and encodes 162 amino acids. Gene Ontology annotation, cellular component: exocyst.
CUGCUCUUUGCUGGGGAAAAGAAAGUCUGUGACCAAAUAUUCGAUGGCAUUGAUUCUCUCAGGGAUCAGUGUUUUGCCGACAUCACUGCAAACAGUGUGUCUCUGCUCCUCAGUUUUGGGGAGGCUAUUUCCAAGAGCAAGAGAUCACCGAAAAUUGUUUGUUCUUUUAGACAUGUAUCAGAUAAUGAGAGAACUCCAGCCAGAGAAUGAAACACUUUUUGGAAGCGGCUAGCUCAGACAGCCUAGGAGACCUUUGGUGAUUUUGAAGAAGCAGUUGAAAAAGAUGCCACCAAAACUGCUGUACUUGAUGGAACUGUUCAUCCUUUGACCAGCUAUGUGAUAAAUUACGUAAAGUUUCUUUUGAAUAAGUUGUAAUCACUCUGCUUUCCACUUCCUGUAGCUGGUUGGGCUCAUGGCCCUUAAUUUUUUUAGCGGAAGUUGAUUGUUUAGUGCAAGUAAUAUUACAGGUUGUCUUUCUCUAAUUUAUAAUUGUAAUGGUUACCUUCUGUGAGACAAGUUGUCUUGCCUACAUAUCUUAUCUAUAUUGUUUCUAUGUAUGGGCUUUAUUCUGUACGAUUUCAUUCUAAUAUCACUCCAAGCAGUUUCCUUUAUGUUCUACGGAGACCAGUUUUGCUCCCACCCAGCACACACACAUCAACCUCUUUUCCGGUUUCUUGGUUGUGUCACUGCUACAAUUGUCUUUGGUCAUUGUCGUAGUAGCUUUGGUCAAACAAAAUGCAUGACUGUUGGGUAUCUCAUGUGCUCAGCUACCAAUCGACAUUGAAGCUGCUUUUUCAGGAGUUCAAUGAUUCUGAUCCGGAAGCUCAGUUAUCAUCCAUAACCACAAGGAUUAUGCAGGCGGUGCAGUAUAACCUGGAUGGAAAAUCCAAGCAGUACAAAGAUCCUGGAUUGACACAGUUGUUUCUUAUGAACAACAUUCAUUACAUAGUGAGAUCGGUUCGGAGGUCGCAAAGGACUCUUUGGGAGAUGACUGGGUUCAGGUACACUCAGCAGGAUGCAAAUCAGUAUUCUUCAAUGUCUUUCCGUUCAGUGUUCCACUUCAUCAGGAGGUGGCAUUCCAGUCGGGGUCCGCUAAUGAGUGGGAGGGGGUCCCCCUUGGAUGUGAUGGUAAUGCCAGCAGAGCUUUCUAGAGCAGCUGUGAAAGACAGGCCUAUGAUUGAGAAUGGGAAGAACCCACAGAAGUACGUCAGAUUCAAAUCCUGAUGAUCUUGAACGCAUGCUGGGUGAAAUUCUUUGAGGGCUCUUCAACCUUUUGCUUC